Molecule: messenger RNA, 2567 nt
Organism: Gigantopelta aegis
Lineage: Eukaryota; Metazoa; Mollusca; Gastropoda; Neomphalida; Peltospiridae
Product: GH3 domain-containing protein-like
Exons: 6
Coding region: 230-2113 (627 amino acids)
Cellular component (GO): cytoplasm
Molecular function (GO): acid-amino acid ligase activity
Source: RefSeq, a predicted model, not a curated record
CUGUAUAACCAAACAGCCGCUUACGAGCGAUCACAUGCUUAAGUUCAACCGAGAUAGUAAACAACCCGAACAGACGACAGUUCCCUUUUUCAAAAUGUGUAAUAGCUGGUCGUUUCGCUUUCGCAACAGCGUCAUUGGUAAUGCGCAGUAGACCGUUACAGUGAUUCACGGGCCAUACAUUGACGAUUACAGAACAAGUUUAACUGUAACUAACUGUAACGACCAGUCGAUGUUCAUCAUGCAGGCCAUCAAGAUUACAGUUCAAGAUUCCAGCGUACUUACUGGCUUCUUUGUGGCCAUCCUGGUGGUGUACAAAUUCAGCUGCACGACGCUAACCGUCUUGAUCUCUGUGAGCGCGGCGUGGCUCGUGUACGACGCCUUCCGGAGGAGCAAAAUCGUCAUCAGCUCCCUGGUCGGCAUCCUCAAACAUUACCUGUGUACUCGUCUCCUGUUUCUCGUCGGCUUCUUCGUCAACAGGAAGCUGCAGAAGAACACAAAGAACGUGCAGAACGUGCAGGAGAAGCUGCUUCUGAAAAAGCUGAAGGAAAAUGAGAACUGCGAGUACGGAAAGCUGUACGGUUUUUCACAAAUCUCGUCCAUACGAGAGUUCACAGAGAGGCACCCGCUGACGAAGUACAGCCAUUACGAGGAGUAUAUUUCCAGGAUGAUGAAAGGGGAGAAAGGUGUGCUGACGUCAUCAGAACCAGUGCGGUAUUCCGUGACGUCAGGCACGACCGGGAAAAGUAGCACGAUACCGGUGUUGAAGGGUCAGGUUCUCGCCACGCUGACGGACGGGGUCACCGAGGCCUACUACAGAAUGGCCAGUGCUUUCCCGAACAUGAAAAUGUUGCAGAAGACGUUGAAAAUAUUCUACAACUCAAAACCACGGUCAACACCGGAUGGCGUUCCUAUCGGCCCGAGUUCCCCGUCACCAAGCCGGAUGAAGACGAUGCUUCACAUGUAUACAACGCCACCUGCCGGCUACGACAUUGAAACGGAACCGGAAGCUCUCUACGUCCAUCUUUUGUUUGGCGUUAAAGAAAAAUCUGUUGGAAUGCUGGAAACCAAUUUUGCAUCUAUUUUACUGAACUCUUUCAAUAUGUUGGAAUUCCACUGGGACGAUUUGGUGGAGAAUAUUGAAACGGGUAAAAUCAAACAGUCUUUGAAUAUUGACGAACGUGUUCGAAAGAAACUAAAUAACUGUUUAAAGUCGGACCCACAACGAGCAGACGAACUUCGAGAUGCUCGCAGACGUGGAAUUGUUGGAUUGGCUAAGCGAAUCUGGCCAGAUCUAAAUAUAGUAACAACUGUUGGUUCUGGUUCAAAUGAAAUCUAUGCAGCGAAGCUUAAAGACACGUAUUUGCACGGUGUGCCCGUGUAUUCGCUGAUGUACGCGGCAUCAGAAGGUCUUCUUGGGGUGAACAUCUGGCCUGACUCGGCCGAGUCGAGGUUCCUGCUGGUACCAUCCGCCCAAGUAUUUGAGUUUAUUCCUGUAGAAAACACAGGAGAACUGCAGCCAAAAACACUGCUGCUACACGAGGUGGAGCUGAACAAAGAUUAUGAAAUUGUCAUCACCAACCUCAGCUGUCUGUACAGAUACCGACUUGGUGACGUCAUCAGGGUGGUUGACUUUUACAACCAGUGUCCUGUGGUGGAGUUCUUGUACAGACAAGGGCAACUGUUGAACGUCCGAGCUGAGAAAACGUCAGAAUAUGCGUUCUAUCAAGCACUGAAUACUACCAUCUCCAUUUGGCCGGACGUGACGUUGAUAGAUUACACAUGCGUGGAGAGUGGUCUCAUGGAUGGGACGGCGCCCUCUGGUGAGGCUCCUUUCUACCACGUCUUCCUCGAACUGGACGGCGCUGUUGUCAGUGAGGAUCAACUUAACAUGAUAGACAAAACUCUCUGCGCACAGUCGUUCGUUUACGGCUCUUUCCGACAAAAGGGAAGCAUUGGACCAAUGAAAGUGCACCAAGUGAAACCUGGAACAUUCGAAAAAUUACGUUACUUCAUGAUAACCACCUCGACAGUCUCAACUAAUCAGUUCAAAGUGCCGCGAGUGCUGAAGCGUGGUGAUACCAUAGACUUCAUUAUGAAUCACGUGAUCACUUAGGCCUAAUGGCGACUUAACGUGAUCACAUAACAGAAAAGUUGUCUAGAGAGAUUCUUUUUUUUUAUGAGGCACGUAACUAUUGCCACGGUUUAUGGAACAGAACGAAUGCUUUCGUUAUCUCAUUCAGGGCAAAACAUUUGAUUAUUGGCACAAUUUUUCUAUUUUACCGUUUAAUUUUAUGAAAUACUUUUAUUUUAUGAAUGACAUUAUAAUAGAAGACUCGGUGCCUGUUGAUGAACUGUUUUAAUAGCGUAUAAUCAUGGGCUGAUUCGAUUGUAUUUAUAUCCAGCAACGUGUAUGUUAUUCAGAUGCAUAAUACAUAUAAGGUAACGCAAUUAUAUAUUCAUAUUAUUCAUUGAAUGUACCGACCUCGGUGAUGUAGUGGUUAAGCUACUGGGUUUAGGGCUGGAAGGUACUGGGUUUGCAUCCUGGUACCGGCUUCCACUCAGAAGGA